Gymnodraco acuticeps is the source of this 2065-nucleotide messenger RNA. Its product is annotated as granzyme A-like. Gene Ontology annotation, biological process: proteolysis. Gene Ontology annotation, molecular function: serine-type endopeptidase activity. The record is from RefSeq and is a predicted model, not a curated record. NCBI's taxonomy places the organism in Eukaryota, Metazoa, Chordata, Actinopteri, Perciformes, Bathydraconidae. The transcript has 5 exons. The coding region runs from base 698 to 1468 and encodes 256 amino acids.
CGGUCAGAUACAGAAAGUAUAGUAUAGUAGACUUUGUUACCUUGAGACAAAGCCAGGAUACAGUAUUUAUUUUCUAGUCUCAUAGUUUGUGCUAACUAACCAGCUGUAGCUUACAGUAUUUAAUGUUGAUACAAAAAGGGCUUCUGUAUUCUAAUCUAACUCGCGACAAGAAAGACAUUAAGUGAAUUACUGAAUUAUGCUUUAAGGUUGCAAAAAAUAGGCAUCCAAUUAUUUUUAUAGUUAACUCCUCCUCUGAGUUAUGUCUUAUUGAUCAUGUGUCUUUAGUGUCACUUUAGACAACAUAUUCCACUUUCUGAUGAAUUCCUUUGAAUCAUUUUUAACACACACUCAUCACUGUAGCUGAAACGCUUGACAACAGCCUCCAGUUUUAGCUGAUGCGGUGGUCCCACAUCGUGAACAUCACCCUGAUGAUGUGACCUGCUUCACAUAAAUAAAAAGCCUCCACCAUGCAGACUGUCACAUGCUAAUGAUGAGUGGGAAAUGACAAAACUGUUACCACAGGCUUCUAAAUGAAGACCGAACACACCAAUUCUCAUGUCUUGCUUGCGUCCAUUCUGCUGACUCAUGCAUUUCCAAGGUCAGACCACAUCCUUCAACUGCAACACAUAAAUACGAGUGUUUGCUUCAAGGUAAUGUUGAAGAGCAUUCACCGUCACAUCAGAGAGAGAUAAGGAAAAUGUUGUGCCCAAGGGAUUUCAUUGUUUUUAUCUCGUGUGUGGUCCUUCUCAUUGUCCAAUCAUGUCAUGGUUCUGAGAUUAUUGGAGGGAAAGAAGUGGCUCCCCACUCUCUGCCUUUCAUGGCUCUGAUGCAGCCUCCGUACUGUGGAGGGACACUGAUCCAUCCAAAAUGGGUCCUGACUGCUGCCCACUGUAAAAACUUUACAAAAGUGAUUCUGGGAGUGCACUCAAUCAAAGGAGAUGUAAAAGAUUCCAGGCAGGUCCGCAAAGUGAAAAGUUUUCCUCAUCCCUGCUAUGAUACAACAGAACACAUCAAUGACCUCAUGCUGCUCAAGCUUGACAAACCGGUGAAGCAAACCAAGACGGUGAAAUGUCUCCCGUUGGGGGACACCAUCAAAUAUCCAGGAGCUGGCACCAGCUGUCUGGUGGCUGGAUGGGGAAAAACAAACAACAUCGCCAAGACUGUUUCAGAUGUCCUGAGGUCUGUCAAUGUGACCGUGAUCGAUAGAAUGGAGUGCAACUCUCCUAAGCAUUACAACCUGAAGCCUUUUAUCACCAGGGGCCACAUAUGUGCUGGUUCAGUCGUGAAAGAGGUGGCUGAUACCUGUGGGGGGGAUUCAGGAGGCCCACUGUUGUGCAAUGGAGCCCUGGUUGGUGUCACUUCUUUUGGAAAGAAUUGUGGCAUGAAAAAAUACCCGGGUGUGUACUCUUUUCUCUCAGAAAAACAAAUAAUCUGGAUCAAGAAGACAAUGAAAAAGUCUGAAAUAUAAUCAGCCCAGUUCGUUAAUGUCUAUUUAUGUGCUAAUAGUAUGCUACGUUAUCCUCCUUACUGUAAAAGGAAUAAAUGUACAUUAUAUGUUUUCUUGAGGGAUUUUUCUAAAUCAAUGUAGAAAAGCGCUAUAUUUUCUUCAGGGGAAAGCAAAACUCCAAAGCAAUCCGCCAACCAGACAGAUUCAGAAGCUUAAAUAGAUUAUAACUCAAGUCAUAUGGAUAUAUUUUAUAAUUAGGUUGAUUCUCAGGCAUGUCCCUUUUUUUCCUCGUCAUUACAACUGCAUGAAAACACAAAACCAAUUAUAUUUAUUCUUAGACAUCCAUAUAUCUUUCUUUCUUAUUUUCAAGAUCAAGAUUGAGAUUCAAGGCUUUUAUUGUCAUUUGUACAUAGCUACAGUAUGUCAAUGAAAAUCUUAGGUCACAGGCUCCUCCAACGGUGCAACAUAUUCGUAAUUUUGUAUUACUAUUAUAAUAGGUUUCCAUUACAGAAGCUCCUGUAGUUUCACACGUUCAUGGCAUCAAAGAUUUGUGUUUCAGUUCUCUGUUCUCAGGUUGUGUGAGCUCUUUGUCUAAAUAAAAAAAAUGUUGAUGUUUCA